CCAGAAAACUCACCCCAGCUGCUCUCACCACAGCUUUUGGUUGCCACGCUUUUCUGUCAUCCCUCAUUGCUAUUCUGUUUGAUGCAGGACAGUCAAUGAGAACUGUGCCCAAAUGGCAUUUUCAGCCCCAGCUCAACUCAAUAGUCAGCAAUAUAAAAAGUCACACGUUGUCUCUUGAGAGCAAAAUCCAACUUGAAGCGUGGGCUUUCUUCACCUGGAAGGUCUUGCACUGAACAGCAAGCUUUAGAGCAAACCCCCACUUUGCUCAAAGAUGUUGUCUUGCCUAAGUAAUAGAUCUCAAAUGGAUGCCAGAAACAGCGCAACCUCAUUAAGAAAUGAGUAGAAGUUCCAAAAUCCUGAAGGGAACCUCUCUCUCCGACCAGAAACACCUACAAGUGCAUCAUUUCUCUUUACGCCAUCUGGGUAACCUCUCCCAUUUCGUGUGUUUUCAGUCAUGAAAGAAGGCAAUUUGAGAACUGAAGGAUACAAACUCUUGACUAGAAUGUGUUGUCAUCUAUCAUCCCGACACGGAAAAAGCUUCCAGUGGCUCAUCUGCUGCAGUACAUCUUUCCUGAAUGCUGCCUGUCUCAACGCAAACUGCCUCACUUGAUUUUCGGUCUUGAAAGUAAAUUGUGAGGCAUAAAGCAACUGUUACAGGCAUAAAACUGUUAGUGUACGUAACAAAAAUUCAGGCAUAUUUAUUUAUUAAAAAAUAAAAAGAAAGACAGCAACAAAAACAAAAAGCAAGAACAAAAAAACAAACAAACAAACAAAAAAACCAAGCGGAAUAUUGGUCCAAUCGUCACCACUGCAAUCCAUACCGGAGCGAUGCCCCAGCUCAUGAAAACUAUUGCUAAAAACCACAUCAUAAUGUUAAAAGGUUAUGAUCUUGUGGGCCACGUUCCUGACUGCCCAGAGCCACGUGCAACCCGUGGGCCAUGGGUUGAACAGGCCUGGUGUGGUGGCAGACCUGGAGUGCUAGGUUAACAUUAGGACUCGAUGACAUGAGCGGUCUUUCCAACCCCAAAGGGGUCACCAAGCAGCAGGCUAUGACGUCACCGGGUGAUGGAUUGUGAUUGCAUGGCCCUCACUGCUUAUACCGGGGCGCCGGCAGAGCCUGGCUCAGUCUGGCUUGUUCCUGGAUCGUGCUGAGCGACUCUGCGAGGCUUGGAGGUCGAGCAAGGCUUUAGCUGUGCUGUGCCGGGCCGUGCCUGUGGCUGCUUGCAGCAGCUCCCAGAGCUCAUCCCCACAGCACCUCUCGUGUUUCCCUGGCCCUGCCCUGUGCAGGCAGCCGGGGCCCAGCGAGACGCGCCCGCAGCAGCGGAGUGCGUGACUGCAGCACCGGUGAAGGAGAGCCACUGUCACCCUCUGCUCUCUCCACCUGUAGCAGCCAGUAAGACGACCAUGGCCACAACAGAGGCGUGGACGUGUCCCAUCUGCCGCGACGUGCGACGAGACAUCGCGUCUGUGGUCCCGUGCAGCCAUCAGUUCUGCGUGGGCUGCAUCCAGCGGUGGGCGAGGCUGAGGGACAGCUGCCCGCUCUGCAGGACGGCCAUGAGGACCAUCAAGGUCUCUGUGUGGGGGGACCAGCACUAUGAAGAGUGCGUUGUCUCCCCGCCCGCAGUGCCGGUACCCGCUGGCUUCCAGCCCGGCACCGCCACCCACUCCAACGGCACUGCGGCACGUGCUCCAUCCCCGCUGCCACGGCCACCCCAGCAGACGGCCGCGGAGCCAGAGGCGAGGGCGAGGCUGGGCGGCCUCCUGCCGCAGGAGUGGGCGGCACUGUUCAGGGAGCGACACAGCAUCCUCAACCCCGUGCUGCCCUCCCUGCACCAGAAGCUCUCUGCCAUCCAAGGGAUCCACUGGUGGCAGGUCCUGUCGGCAGAGAGCCUCUUCCUCUGCUGCCUGUGUUGGAUGGGGCCGGACAGGGACUUCAUGCUCCGGUGCGCAGAGCCCAGCUUGGGACCCAUGGCCGCGCCGCUCACUGACUGGCUCGUGCAAGCCAUCGUCAGUCGCUGCGGCCGGGAAGCCCGCAGGCUGCGCGGCCUCGAGGAUGAGGAGGACAGCCGUGCGACCGCUUCCCCACAGAGGACCCUCACAGCCAGCACCACGCCCUCCGGCAGCUCUGCGGGCCUGGACGCGGAAGAGCUCCCCGGCACAUCCAGUGGGCUCCUUCACGGGGACGCUGGCGAGCUCCGCGCCGCACCCAGCCCUGGGGAGCGGGAGCAGCCCCGUGAGGAGCCGGGGCGGGAGGCAGCAGGGCCCAGCGCCCAGGGCCGCAGCCACGGCCGCUCCGCUCCCGGCCGGGGCCGGCAGCGCUGCUCUGGGGGACCCCGUCGGCCCACGAAGAGGAGGGCCAGCAGUGCCCUGGGUGCUCCACAGCCCUGCAAGAGGCCGCCCCCCCGGCGCCGCUAGCAGGGCUUACACGCCUUUGUCAUCAAGUAAAACAAUAAAUUAACAUUGAAUACUCCACAGAAAAUAGUUCUCCACCGCUGGUAUACGUACUGCCCAGAGGCAAGGAAGUGAAUACGGUGUGAUUGUCAAGCAAGGGAUAUUCUUCACCGUGCCUGAAGGUGAUUUAAACGAACACAAACAUGCUUUCAAUUGGUUCUAACCUAGCGAGGAAAUGAACACACCGGAGCGUCUGCGCACAUCGAAAGGGUGUACAAAACUGAGCUCAUCCUCUCUGCUGGAUGAGAGAUGACACCACCACUCCUCGCACUAAUCCCUAACACACAAGUGUACUGCUGCGUGUAGCAGAUUGGCUGUCCAAAUACUCCUCAAAAUACCAGCUCCUCACAGACUUCACUACCCACAUUCACUGGUUCAGUGUAUUCCUUUGUUUUUCUUAGGAUUUUUAGAACUCCAGUUCUUAGACUCAGGUCAGCCAUCGUUCUUUCCCUUGGUUGCGUUCAUUUCUCGCUCAUCAGUCCAUUUCAGAUGAGGACUGAUCCACUGACCCCCUCAGCAGCAAGAUUCUUAUGCUCUCUGACAAUAUCAUGCCGUACAUUCCAUGCAAAGAAUUUCCCAUUAUAUUUUCAGGCGCCUACCGAUCAGCUUUGUACAGGUACUGAAAUCUUAGCAGGAAGCCAAAGGCCUUUGCAUUUGUUUUGUUCUGGAGGACGUUGUGCCCUGUCCUGCCACGAACAUGCCUUUGGCUCUGGAGAAAGGAACGGCCAAUUAACCUCUCUCCUAUUCAUUAACUCAUCAAAUCGUCCCACUUGAGAAAGAGGACAGCUUACAGCAAGUGACAUCUAUAGUCACAUGAAAGAAAACCUGGCUCUCUAGCCCUACCCCUCAUGAGCGCAUGCGGAUAUGUGAUAGGCCUCUGUCCAUCAGUAAGGCAAUGCUGGGUGCUUCCCUGACUGGA
Messenger RNA from Gallus gallus (chicken), 3370 nucleotides. RefSeq lists its product as uncharacterized. The transcript has 2 exons. The record is from RefSeq and is a predicted model, not a curated record. Gene Ontology annotation, molecular function: ubiquitin protein ligase activity. Bases 1405 to 2415 code for a protein of 336 amino acids. NCBI's taxonomy places the organism in Eukaryota, Metazoa, Chordata, Aves, Galliformes, Phasianidae. Gene Ontology annotation, biological process: protein polyubiquitination; protein monoubiquitination.